AUGGACAGAAAAGAAAACAAAGCAUUUACCACUGAUAAAGCAAAUAAUCUGUCUACGCAUCAGAAAUUUGAUCAACUAAUAGAUGAAUACUACUCCAACUUAAAAGAUGAAAAAACAGAAAUAAAAGUUGAGAUAAAUACUAAAACAGGAGAUCACGUAUUCAAGUCGGUGGAAAGAAAUAAAGCUGAUUACGCGAGAUUUGAUGAGAACGAUGAGCCACCUAUCUUCUCCGAUUUAGUUGAAAAUGAGAAGAAAUUCGGAACAGUAAAGAUCAUCAACCCCUUGCCCAAAGUUGAAAGAAGAGAUGAACUAAAAGAUAGCUACAUGCAUUGGCUGAAAACAGAAAAGUUAAUGAGACCAAAUGAACGAAGGCUCGAACAUGAGCACAUGCAACAAAAAUACUUGGAAACCUUAAAAUUAUCGGAAGACAUAAAAAAAGACGUAAAGCUCGCAAGAGUAAUAAAAUCGCAUUAUCCUAGAGGAAUAGUUGGUGUUGAUUCCAUAUACAGUGAAAACACUGUGUUGUAUAAGGAGAAAUACGACGAAAUGACGAAUAAACGAGAAAUUAAAGAGAGGAAAUUAAAAGAAAGAGGAGAAGUUCUAGAAAAGUAUAACAAUAAAAAUGGCAACUUCCUAACUUUUGAAACGGAAAAUAAAUAA
Messenger RNA from Plasmodium malariae, 660 nucleotides. RefSeq names its product conserved Plasmodium protein, unknown function. The transcript is spliced from 9 exons. The coding region runs from base 1 to 660 and encodes 219 amino acids. The record is from RefSeq and is a predicted model, not a curated record. NCBI's taxonomy places the organism in Eukaryota, Apicomplexa, Aconoidasida, Haemosporida, Plasmodiidae.